AUGGCCGAGAGCACCGACGAUAGCCCGCACUUAUGGCCCGCCGCGCCGGACUGCUCGCAGACGCGCGCUCAGCCACACCCCGCGGACGACUUCCCUUUUCUCACCACCGACUCCGCCUCCCAGGCUGCACCCAUGGAGACCGCAAAGCUGGACGAGGAGGCGGCCAAGUGGAGUGACCAUGAGCUCGAGGCCCAAAUCGCGUUCCACACCGCCCAGGCCGCGCGCCUCAAGCACCUCUACAACAUGCGCGCCGCCGGCGUGUCCAAGCUACCCCCCGAGAUACUCUCCGAGGUCUUCCUCUUCCAAGCCGCGAUCCUUCGCGAGGACCGCAUCGCCCUCCACUGUCUCGAGGGUAGCGCCUCCCUCCGGCACCCGUUCUACAGAUGGCUCAAUGUCGCACACGUUUGUCAUCACUGGCGCUCCGUCGCUCUUCGCUGCUCCCACCUCUGGACCUGGGUCGCCUUCGAGGAACGUGUUCACUCGGACUUCAUCCAGACCAUCAUCGACCGCUCGCGCGGCCUUCCCCUCACCGUCUUCCUCUCCGCGAACCUCUCCGGCACGCGCUGCGACGCGUGCAUCAACCUCGAAGUUUUCCAGGAACGUGCCAAUGCCGCGAUAGACAUGACCAAAACCCUCCUGCCCCGCAUGCGCGAACUCUACCUCUUUGUCGAGAAGGAAAUCGGGCCGGAAGCCAUCUGGGACGCAUUCGAAGGUCCUGCGCCCCUUCUCGAGACGAUACACAUCGAGGCAAUUGGAAUCAGCCGUUACGACUUGGGGGACCGGCGCCAGGCCGAGCUGGGGGUGCCCAAGGCCGUCUUCCAUGGGCAUGUGCCCAAGGUGCGUUCCCUCAUCGUCGCCGGGGUGCAAAUCCGGUUCUCCAAUCCACUCUUCUCCGCCAAUCUCCGGGAGCUGGCGAUCAUGGACUGCCAGUGCCGCUCGCGUCUAAUCGACCCACCGAGGUUCGACCGCUGGCUCAGCACCUUGCGCAGGAUGCCGCACCUGGAGGUCCUCCGCAUCGACCGCUCGAUCCCGACCCGGGAUGAAGAAGAGGAUUAUCAUGCCGUCACGCUCCCGAACCUGAAGACCCUGCACAUCACUGCUCACGCCGACGUGUUUAUCGACCACAUGCACUACCUGCGCUUUCCGCGCUCGACCGCGGUCUACUUCCACAGCAUCGACACUUGGACAUACCUCUACGCCCCCGACCAGAUCGAGCGCUUCCAGAUCGCGGUCGCGUCCCUCUUCAAGCACAUGAUCGUCCAGGCCGUCGCCUACGGCACCGUCCCGCUCAACGACCACGACGCGCUCGACGCCGACGACCACUCCGCCUGCCAGGUCUGGGCCGUGCGCUCGCCCAAGCACGGCGCGGACGCGGUGCCGACGCCGCCGACGGCCCCGGUGGCACCCGACGCGCCCGCACCGCCGCGCCUGACGUUCGGGAGCGGGCAGCGCUCGCGCGGGAACACGACGGUCGCGCACGCGCUCGACGCGCUCGACCUCUCGCGCGUGCACGCGGUGCACAUCGCGGACGACCGGUGCGGGAUGAAGUGGGCGCGGAUCCUCGGGCGCGCGACGGCGGUGACGAGCCUCCGCGUCGACGGCCAGGCCGCGUUCGGCGUGCCCGCGCUGCUCGCGGGGGGCGUCCCGCGCCCGCUCGAGUUCGCGGAGGACAGCGUGACGGACGAGGAGGACUGCGAACUCGAGCCCGAGCCCGAGCCUGUCGCGGAGGAAGGCAAAGAGGACAGCGGCGCGGUCGCAUCUACAGGUGCGGAGAAGGAGGGGAAGGAGAGAGAGGAGGACGCGGCGCGGCCGCUGGUCCCGCUCUUCCCGCACCUCCGCCGGCUGCACUUCGUCGCGGUCGACAUGCAGUUCGACGAUCUGCAGCGCGCCCCGUGGCACUGCCACGGGUCCGUGGUGGACUUCGCCCCGUACGAGACGCGGGGGGUGAAGUACGGGUUCAGCGUGCUCGCGCUGAUGCGCAGCCUGCGCGCGCGGCGCGAGCAGGGCGCGACGGAUGUCGGGGAGGUCAAGUUCGAGCGCUGCUGCAGCGAAGACCUCGGACGGGACAUCGCGCCGCUCGCGGAGGUCGUGCCCGAGGUCCUGUGGGACGGCUACCUCGAGACCCGGCUGUUCACGAGGACGAGAGCUGGGGCGGAGGGCGCUGGUGUUGAAGGUGGAGUCUCUGUGUAG
Molecule: messenger RNA, 2190 nt
Organism: Epithele typhae
Lineage: Eukaryota; Fungi; Basidiomycota; Agaricomycetes; Polyporales; Epitheliaceae
Exons: 4
Coding region: 1-2190 (729 amino acids)
Source: RefSeq, a predicted model, not a curated record